UUUUUAUUUUUGGUGAAUUGAAGGAAAAUAGUGUAUUUGAUCAAAAUUUAACUUUACUUAAGCCUAAUGUGUAAGGAUUGUGUCUUAAUUUUAUUAGAAAUUCUUACUCAAGAAUGGUUGCAGUGCGUAAAAGUUGAAAAAAAAAGACUGAAGGCUGAUCUGCAAUAUCUGCGGAGGAGGGGACUUCUGAAGGCGUCGGGUGAACUAUCGUACCAAGGACGUAAAUGCGCCAGAUGCGGUGCACCGUUUGGUAGAUUUUACAACACCGGUGCACCGUGUGCGCGGUGCAGGCACAGAGUUUGCAGGCAGUGCCGUAUCGAGGUCAGGAGCCCCACCGAUAACAAAGAAGUCGAGUGGAUCUGUAACGUUUGCUACAAGAUCGCGGAAUUGCACGUCGUCACCGAGAAAUGGACCUUCGAAAAUUCGAUAUGUAAAGGAUCUAUAAAUGGAAAAGCAGCGUCGCCUGUAGAAUUAUUGAAGCAUAGCAUCAGACGGGCUUGGACUAUUAAUGGUCCACCCACACGCUGGUCAGCGGCCAGGAAAUCGGCCGAGUUUCGAGUAUAUCGGAGUUUGCCGUCCCGUCAUCAGGAAUACCGAGAAAUCAUUACCAAGAGCGAAAUCGUAAAAUCGGCCGGCAUCGAAACAUCGAAUAACGCGAAGGAACCAGUUAUCAACGAGGCAACCUUACAUACCGACGACUGUAAUGAUUCUACGAAGGAGGAUCCGUGCAAAGAUGCGAUAACGAAGAGCGAAUCGAUCUCUGUUCACGAGAAAUUCACGCCACGAGCCGAGACGAACGAACGAACGAACCCGAAACGAGGGGAGAAACCGUCCAAUAAACAGGAAGAGGAAGUGCCAUCGUUGGAUGCCAUAAAAACGAAGAGAAACGAGCGAUCCUCGUUGGCCAACGGUAAUAAAACGAAAAUCGAAGAGCAGGAGCAAGAGGUCGGUAGCCAGGAGCAGUGCACGCCGAGGAUUUCUUUGAUAAAACCACCGAGGAUAUUGUCCAAGUUUAUUUCACCGGAGAUAAAAUCGGGCACGAUCAAGCAUGGGGAGAGAAAAUCGAAUAUACCGAUAUUUAAGAGAAGCUCCAAGGAGUUUGAGGACAUUAGAAGCCCCCAAGAAUCACCUAAACGUUCUCUCAUACCUCAAAGAUAUCGAGGAAGUACCGACGAUCUGCGUCGCAGCCGCGAGGAUAUAAGUUUGCCCAGCUUGAUUCCAAAACUGCUCUCUCCCCGUAUCAAGGAGGACCGAUUGAAGCGUCAGGACAGCAAAGACGACAUCCGUUGCUCGUCCAAAUCGGUUAGAAAAGACACGAGAGAGGAAACUCGUGGAACUGGCGUCCAAUCGACAGGGAAGGAGGACUCUAAGUACGUUAUACGACUAUUCCGGCGGGACAACAGCCGCGAGGACGUGGGUAGGGAUAGCUUGAAUUCAAAUGCGAAUAGCUCGGCCUUAGCUGCAAAAGGAAGCAAACUGAAAGAAGAGAAGCAGGAGAGGACGGAGGAACAACGCGUGGGCGUCUCGAAAUCGAAGUCGACGGUGCACGAACAAGGAAAGACGAAGGUAAGAGAAGGCAGCAGGGAGAGCCUGGAUGGGAAGAGGAAUGACGAGGAAGGGCCAUGUGCGAGCCAACAUGAGAGAGUGAAAGCGGAGGCCAAGGAACAGACGAUGCUCGACGUGGCCGUCAACGACGAGAAGAAGUUGGUGGAAGAGCAAGAGGGCGUGAAGAAAGGAGACAGGGAGGAGAUACGUGGAUGCACGGGGGCGAGAAAGGAAGGAGAGUCGAUGGUCGAGGAGGCAGAAGUAUUCGAGAACGAUAAGAAUAAGGACUCUAUGAAGGAGACUAGUGAGAGUUUGAUAGAAAAUUCUGAACCCGAUUGCAAUGCGUUUGGGACGUUUGAGAGGAAGGAUAUUGGAAUACAUGGAAGGAGAUCCGACGAUUUUCAAGUGGUACGGAGGAAAUUUUCAAAAGAGGAGUUUUCUAAUCCUGAUGACACGGAUGACACUCCCAAUAAACGCUGUUCCAGUCAUUUAUCUCCGGAAGCGAGUCCACUGAGUACAAGAUCCUCGAGAUACAGUCCAAGGGAGAGCGAGAGCGAGCCAACCCCGGCACUUCCACGGAAAACAGGCGACUCGUGCUCGGCAUCCCAAAGAAUACGGGAUGCGAUCACGAGGACCAGAAGGGAAUCGAAUAGCAGUACUAGAUACGAGAGUAGCGGUAGCGAGAGUGUGAGAUUAAGCGAGACUGGUCUUCAUGGAUACGUAGAACUGGCUAGGAGAGUGAAAUUUUUCGGUGGUAACGGAAGUGGCACGGUUCCAUUGACGAUCGGAAGUGAUGAAGUAGUGCAACGCGAUAGCGCAACAAGUGCAGGUGAAGAUGAUCCUCACGAUGAUAAUCAUGGAAGAACAGGUCCUGUUUCUUCUCAGGGAAGAAGCAUGCUUCGUAGAAGAAGACAAUUCGACGCCCAAGGUUCCAGACGAAGAGGCCGAUCACACGCGAGGAGUUGUUGCGCCGAGGAAUUGCAAGGUUUCCAAACGUUGCACGUGAUUGGCCGGGACGGAAGGCAGCACAGCCCUACCGGAAGUCAGCAGGAGCAGCCGCUGGUCGACUACAGGCGGCUGGUGUUCAUCAGCUCGGACUCGUCCUCGGGAAGGGAAGAGGACGACGCUGACAGCAGUUGCUCGAGUUCCUCGUUCUUGAACGGUUUGCCGCGCGCAGGCAGCCGCACGCAGUCGUUGGAGGAUUGUGACUGGGAUUAUUUCGAGAGUGGGUCUCUGCCGCUGCCCGCUGGAGUUCCGGUUGCCAUAAGCACGAGCAACGUUGGCACGGAGACGAGCGCGGCUCAGGAUUGGAGCUGUUGUCCUGGACGCGGGUCCACUGCUUGUCAGGCGUGUGGAGGUUCUCGAGGAGCAAACGUGUUACCAGUACCAGUCCCAAUUCCAGUUCCAGUCCCGUAUCCGGUCCCAGUUCCGGCAUCUCUGUGGACCAGCGACUUUGCAGCAGCCGCAUCCUCCAUGAUAAGUCGCAGCGGCGAUGCCCACACAGAGCCAGGAACACUGAGGUUGAGAGGCGAUCCAGCCGCGCCCUGGUUCGCCUGGCACCCACGCUUCAACCAACCCUUGCACGGCUCCAGACUCGAUCCAAGACUGACCAACGUCUUCGACCCUGCCACCCUAAGUUCCUUCACACCCGACCAAGUGCUGUACUCGACCAUCGAGCCGUCCUCCAUACCGACCAGCGACCAGCUUCGUCAACGAAUGACCAACCUGCACGUCAACCGAGACGAGAACGAGGAUGCUGCGAAAUCCGUGGAGACGAGGCAAGAGGCCGCUUUGCUGGAUGUCUCGAGCGAGGUCGUUGACCAACUAUCCUCCGAUGUACAGAUAAUAAAUAAGGACAAAUUGGACGACGAGUCGAAGAAGGUGGGAAGCGAUGAGGAGGCGAAGGAAGCGAAAGAGGAUGAGGAAACGAGCUGUCAAGAUUUCGAGAGCAGAAGGGAAAGGCAGAGAAUGUACGAGGACUCUGGCAGCUCUUCCGGCCGGUCUUCGGCGGAUAGCAGCGACUUGGAGGACGAUUCUUCGUCCCACAGGUUCUCCAGGGUGUUCGUCGUGAAUGACGACUCGCUCACCAGCGACAACGACAUUGAGGAUAACGGAGACGAGGACGAAGACUCUGAUUCCGCCGCCGAGGACGGUAUCACUUUGAAGAGGGUCACGGCUCUUCCCGACGAAGAACCUGUGGUCCUCCAGUACGUUAGAUUCUUCAACGAGGACGCGAAUUUUGAGAACGCGAACGGGGAAGAUUCAGAGAAGGAUAGGGCGAGGUCCGGUCGAAAGGACGACAGCUUGGGGAUGAACGAUAAGUCUGAACGAGAUGGGAAUGUUAACGAGAGACGUAGAUCUCGAGGUAGAAAGCAUAAUUUAGAAAUAAGCGAUAAGAGGAUUUCUUUGUCGUUGCAGCAACGAGAGAUGCCCGAGGAAAUGUACAUAGCGAGUGACAACGAUUGUUCAGAGAGUCAGAUCGAGUUAAAGUCUAUAAAGAGUUUGGAUCCGGACAGCAUAGAGCCUGUCGUGUUCGAUAACUUCAGCGUUGUAGAAAGGGUAGAGACAGUUGUGGAAGAAAAUAGGCUGAAAAUCGACCAGAUUCAAAAUGAAACAGAGCAUAAUGAAAAUAUGAAUUUGGAUAAUCAUAAUCAAACGCAAUUGUCGUCCACCGACACCUGGGACUCUAACAUAAUUCCAGACUCGUUGGAGGUCUCCGCACAAGAAAUUGUGAACGACAACGAGGAGAGUGCCAAGUUUGUUCAAGCCUCAAGAACCGAAAAUCAUAUUAAUUCCGAGGAUAAUAAUAAUCAUUUUGAAACAAUAAUCGGUAAUUCCAAAGUAAUAACAGAAAAUUCUUUAGGGUGCGACAGUUUCACCAGCAACGAAACGAACACGACAGGCAGCGAGAUAAGCAGCGACGAGCUUCACGAGUACGAGGUGACAUCGUCCAACGUCACCUUUUUCGAAAACACCGAUUUACUGUCACGAUUGAACAGAAGCAACGAAGAAAGGACAUCGUGGCUGAGUCAACGAAGCAACGACAAGAAUGCCAAUUACGAGGAAUCCAGCAUCACGGCAUCGAGCAGCGCGAGAUGGAGGGAGCAAUUAUUCUCGCAAGGCGAGGGAACAAUCGUUGAGCAAUCUUUGGAGAUUAUCGACGCCGUGACCGAGAUCGAUUCAUUGCCAAACGCGACCGAGGAUGAUCGAUCGAGGCGAACUGCAUCCGAGGCCAAAGAUGGCGCGGCAGAAGACAACGGCUCGACAGAGUCGAAGUCAGUCUCGAGCGUGGGCAAAAUCGAAACAACGGUGGACAAGAUACAAGAAACGUUGAACGCAGGUAAAGCGGGUAAUGCGCAUGACAGCACGGUGAGAGGCGAGUGUUCUGCCUCUGGUCAGGUAGUAGGAGAAAUUGGAGGUGGAGGUGGUGAAGGUGGUGGUGGUGGUGGUGGCGUGGAAGAGGGGAUAGAAGGGGUUUCGACACGGUUUCUCUCAGUCGAGCGACGCCCGUCCAUUGGAAAGGAGAAUGGAUUCCUUGCUGCUGCGUCGACCAAGGAUUCUAACAUCAGAGACAACAGUUCUGUUCACCAGUACUCGCCAACGACGGCCAACAACAGCAACAAGUACAGAAGCCUCGUGAUGAUCACCCAGGAAGCAUCGUACCAGCCGGUGAGCGUGAUCACCUCGGAUACGACAACCUUGUUGCAGCCGGAUGAAGUGCACCAGGCUAGCCAGGGCCUGGCUGGCUACUUCCAGCUGGCAUUGGAGGCCGUCUCGGAGCAACCGCAUCGCAAGAAUGGCCAAGGGCCGAGGAAACCGUUGAUGGUGAAGCGUUUGGCCAGUGUGACUGCGAAUCAUUCGGAAACGGAGGUAGACAGCGGGCUGAGUGUUGGUAGUGCUAGUGAAAGCGACGAUGUUUCGGUGAAAAAUUCGGCGAAAAUUGGUAGCAGAGCGGAGAGCAACGAGGAAAACGUUGGCAAAGAGCGUUUGGGUAGCAAUGAGCAUCGUGAAGGCACAAGGACACGUGUCUCGUCGCAGUCCAGCGAUGAAAAUUCUGCUGGUGGUGGGGUGGUGAUCUUGGAGGAAGGCUUGGCCGAUGAUGAUUCAUGGGUGGAAGAGGUUUCCCACGAUGAGGAUGAGCCCGGAGCUACGACUGCCACCGAGGAAAGCUCUGAGGAUGAAGCCAAUAAUCUUGGGGAUAGGGAGGAGGAGCUUCGUGGCUAUCAUAGACAGGCUAUCGACUUUACCUUGCACACCAUCGUGGAGGAAUCUUGCGAGGAGAGCGAGGCUGAGCCCAGUUUGGCUGCUGGUAGUCCAUCCAAGAAGCAGAGACCUCCGUCGGCCUCCGAACUGGAGAAGUACUUCUUCUUCGGCCUUGGAGGUGAUGGAAAUAAUUCGAGCAUGGGUUCGCGCGAGGUGGACAGCCUCUCGGAGACUUCGUCCAUUUAUUCAGAGGGUUUGGAGUCACUUGGACAGGACGAGGCUCCAGGAAACGGACAGAGUCAGGAGAGAUCGAAUUCUGGAGAGGGAUUUUUGAAUUCAUCCAGACUGGAAAAAUACUUUUUGUCGGAGUUUCUAGGAUUCGACCAAGAUAGGAGGGAUUCGGAUGGCUCUGUGGGAAGUGAUUCUGAAGGAAGACCCAGUCCUGAGGCACAGAGAAGAAAGAAGCUGGUUCGCGCGAGAGGUACCGGUAGAUCGCACAGCUCUUCCUUGGAUAAUUUACUUGCUCUUACUCAAAGUUCGCAGAACUUGAGCUCGCAGAACUCUCUUCAAGAUUUGAGUUUGAAUCAGGAUGCGCAAGAGACGCAAUCAGAAGGCUCGUCCACCGAGACUGAUGGAGCGGAUGAUGGACAAACCGCGGCCUUUGGAACGGAUGGGCAAUUUGACACUGUGAAACGGAAGAAGAAGAAGCCUAGAAACCUAGGCACUCAGAGUCCACGUGUUCCUGACGACAGGAACAAAACUCCUGAGCCUAACAGAGAAAUGGUGUUGGUUGGAGAAGUAGUGAUGGAAAAUGACGCAGAAGCUAUUAAUUCUGAGGACUCUGAACGAGCAAAGACACCUCAACCGGAAUGUAUUUUAUCUUCUUCUUCCUCUCCAUCGGGUACCGUCAAUGCUUCUUUAACUUCAACGUCGCUUGUCGAUUCUUCCAGGAAUGUACAAAUGAGUUCAGGAGAAUCUUUGAACUACAAUCAAAGGUCGAAGCAGCAGUCAAGAGAUUCUGGAUUUGUAGGUAGUUGUGACGAUCUUCUGCAACAUCAGAAAUUGCCAGAGGAUGGCCAACCUGGUUCAGAAAUCAGCCAAGACGGUGGAAAAGAUCGUUCCAACAAUGAAACUGGUGAGAAUGUUCAAGAUGCGAAUCAAAUUUCGAAUGAAGGUACCUCCGGAAUCGAGAAAGGAAACGUGGUUAAGGUGGAUCAUCAUUUAAGUCACACUGCACUGCCUCACUUGCCAAACGCUUCUCUCUCGAGGAAGGAUAGCUUCAACAAUUGGUCCAGUGACGAGGAAACGAACUUGAUGAUGUCCAAGAUGAGACAGUUCUUCAAAACCAUGGUGGCCAAUUCGAAUGGGCAGAAUCAGAACACGACUAAUGCAAAUUCAAGCGCAGCCUCACCUGCACCCAGUCCUAGAUUAGCAGGCUAUGCAUCAAAAGCCAGAUUAUGUUCACAAAACCGUACAAAGCCACCUCAAUUAGUAUAUUUUGAAAAUGAAUUGACUAGAUUAAUGAAAACAGUACCAGGAAUUCGAGACGAACAAGUAAGAGAAAUAGUCGAAUACCUUAGCUCUGAAGACACGUGGUCAGAUUCAUAUGACAGUUCUGAUUACACCAGUUCUGACUUGGAAGGAGCAGCUGGUGGUCGUAGAUCAGCUUUACAGGAACAGAUCUCGCAGAGUUGUCAACAGAUUAUCAGCAAAUUUGACACAACGUCGGGUGACACUCUGUUGGACAAAGAGAGAGAAGAUAAAACUGUGCCAACUCCUGGAAUUCAACCACCCUGUUUAGGCAGAGAUACCGCGUUUGUGUAUCAGAAAUUGGUUCAGAGUUUCACGAAGAUGGCAGGUGAUGGAGUUAGUUCUGACGCCAACUCGACACCACACAGCAGUCCACCGUUGAUAGCUAAAGUGAUGCAUCAUAUAGGUAGUAGAUUGGUUGCUUUAAUGCAUGAAGUCUCUGAAGGUGGGCCAAGCGUGCAGCAUCACUCCACCAGCUGGAGACGUUAUUCUCAACAUCACAGAACACCUUCCUCAGCUUCUACCACUGAGGAUGAUGAUUCCACUUCAGAUUCUACUAACGCACCUUCGUCGACGCAUUUGCAGUUACCCAGAUCAAAAUCUCAUGAUCCUUUACUGUUGAUUAAUAGUCAUCCAGCAGCUUCCACUGGACAGGAGGGGGAGGAACGAGAAGCUAGUGAUUAUGAGAGGUUCUCUUGGAGAGGCAGUUUUGAAUCGGCGCUAAUGGCUGCUGAUUCUAGGACGAAAUUGAGCCUUUUGGCUUGUUCUGGAGAUAGUGUCGGUGCUAGUGCUAGUGCUAAUGCCUUGGCAAUGGCAGCUAAGCGAAGAAGUGCUGGAGAUUUGUUGUUCAAUCCUAAAAGCUUUUCAAGAGAACAAUUGGAUAGAGUUAGGAGCUGUGGUUCCAUUGGAGGUGGAAGUGGUGGUGCUGCCAGUGCUGGAUCAGUGGAGGAAAGGAUCUGGAGUAAUAGAAGAAGAUCAUCUGUUCCUGAUGCUAACACAAGAGGGGAAUCUGAUACGUCCACAGGUGACGAGGACACCGAAGACGAGCUCGAGUACAGUGGUGAAUCUCGAGCAACGACUCUUCCACGCGGAAUGCAAUCUGCCAUCACCGCUGCUACCAAUUCUUUACCACGUUUACCAGCAUCCAUUGCACCUUCCGGUUUAACGACGACGUCAACCACGCCAUCAACGACAAUGCACAAAGCGCACAGUGUCUAUCAUUUUCUGCCUCAACAUUCUGGCGUGAAAUCAGCCAGAUACCGUCCUCCAGGAUUCGCGAGGAACAGCAACGUUCCUGGUGUACUGGGAGGACCAAAACGUGCGGUCAGUGCUCCGGGACUUCAGGUCUCAGGAUCUCAGUCUUCCAAUGGAAAACGGGACAAUUCGAGGUCGAGAAGGCAACAGACUAUGUCUCUCACGCCUGAUGACGGGAGCAGCUUGUCGGAGGCGUGCAGCACUCCGAUCAUCGGCGCUGGAUCGCGAGCAGGCUCUAGCCACACGGUGAUCGACGUGGAUGACAUGGAUUCCGGGUUGCAUUCUGGACACCUUGCCACGCGCGCAUCCUUGUCCAGUCUUGGAGCACGUUCAGAUUCAAUGGCGUCGGUUUAUAGCGGUGCUGGGGAGGGGCGGUGCUGUCGCUCGGUGGUCGUCACAGGAGAAGUCGAAUUCGCGUUGCAAUACGAUUAUAAACAUCUAACGUUCGAGGUGCACGUAACGAAGUGCAAAAAUCUAGCACCCGUUGACGUGAAACGCAAACGUUCAGAUCCAUACGUGAAAGUGUAUUUAUUACCUGACAAAUCAAAGAGCGGGAAACGAAAGACGAAAGUGAAGAAGCACACGCUGAAUCCUGAAUUUAACGAGACAUUGAAGUUCCAUAUGAGUCUGAGCGGCCUAGAGACAAGAACAUUAUGGCUGACUGUUUGGCAUUCAGACAUGUUUGGACGCAACGAUUUCCUCGGCGAAGUUCGAAUGCCCUUGGAGAACAAAAUCUUCGAUGAUCCUACGCCCAAAUGGUAUCCUCUUCAAGAACGAACAGAACCGUUCGAUGACCCUGUUGCAUACAAAGGCGAGGUGAUCGUCGGUUUGAAGUUCGUGCCACCGGAUCCUACGCAACAGGAACGUGAUCGAGAAGCAGGAUCAGAACGUGGUACCUCCAAGUCUAAGAAGAAUAUGAGCCGUGGCGCGUUACACGUGCUCGUAAAGGAAGCUAGAAAUUUGCAAACCAGGGCGAAGAAUUCAGGAACGUGUGAUCCAUUCUGUAAAAGUUAUUUAUUACCUGACAAAGGUCGUUCAGGAAAACAAAAGACUGGAGUAGUUCGCAGAUCUGGUGGUUCACCAGUAUGGGGUCAUACUUUCAUUUAUAAAGAUGUGAGUCUUCAAGAAUUAGCAGAACGUGGACUGGAAUUAACAGUCUGGGAUCACGAUCGUAUCGCCAGCAACGAAUUUUUAGGAGGUGUUCGAUUUAAUCUUGGCACAGGAAAACACUAUGGAAAACCAGUAGAUUGGAUGGACGCAACCGGUCGAGAAUUAUCCCUUUGGCAAAGCAUGCUUGAGAGGCCUAAUUUCUGGGUGGAGGGUGCCGUGACUUUGAGGCCAAAUUUGCAUAAUCAUGGGAAAAAUAGCAGCACCUAAUCAUUAAGCAUCGUCUCAGUGAUUUCUUUUGUACUUAACUUGUGACACAGUCGAGUGUUCACAGUGUGGACCUUGUUAGUUCCAUCUCAACGGAGCUCGUUACGCUUCGGCCUAGUUUAACUUAAAACGCAAAUACGUAUUAUGUGUCAAUAUAAACGGACCACAUUCGUCGAAUAAUUUCGAAAUGCAACUUUCGAAAAAAAAAAAAAAAAAAAUAAUCAGUGCCUUUGGGGCCGAUGUAAACACAUUGUCCAUCUCCACAGGGCACA
Molecule: messenger RNA, 10178 nt
Organism: Apis florea (little honeybee)
Lineage: Eukaryota; Metazoa; Arthropoda; Insecta; Hymenoptera; Apidae
Biological process (GO): exocytosis
Cellular component (GO): exocytic vesicle; plasma membrane
Molecular function (GO): neurexin family protein binding
Source: RefSeq, a predicted model, not a curated record